This is a messenger RNA of Syzygium oleosum, 3676 nucleotides long. RefSeq names its product pumilio homolog 5. The record is from RefSeq and is a predicted model, not a curated record. The transcript is spliced from 10 exons. NCBI's taxonomy places the organism in Eukaryota, Viridiplantae, Streptophyta, Magnoliopsida, Myrtales, Myrtaceae. Gene Ontology annotation, molecular function: mRNA binding. Gene Ontology annotation, biological process: 3'-UTR-mediated mRNA destabilization. Bases 296 to 3292 code for a protein of 998 amino acids. Gene Ontology annotation, cellular component: cytoplasm.
GCUCGCGUCCCCUUCUUCGUCGUCCUCCUCCUCGUCGCGAUCACCCCUCCAUAAGAAGAAGAAGAAGAAGAAGAAGAAGAAGCCCCUUCUCUUCCAUCGCGCGCUAGGGUUUCUCCCGCAGGUUUGGACGGGCGGUACCCAACACCUUGACGCUGUGCGUGUUGAGUCUGUCGGAUUGCUGUACUACUUUUGGUUUGUCACAUUAGAAAACUGAACCCGGAUUUGGAACUACAGUGCCUUGCGUAGAUGUGAUCUUGAAAAUGCGGAAGUCAUUAUAAUUCCUUUUUAUAGAAAAAUGGCUACUGAAAUCCCUAUUAGGAUGGUGGAAAAUGGUGGGGCUAGAAAUUGCCCUUCUUCUAGGGAUCAUGCGACUUUCAGACCUCCAUUGAAGACCACGGCAGCGGAGGAGUUAGGUUCUAUUUUACGCGGGCAUAGAGUACACGGAAGCGAGACGGGAACUGUGCCUAAUCGAAGUGGUAGUGCACCACCUAGUAUGGAGGGUUCAUUUGCAGCAAUUGCUAAUCUUUUGGCCCGAAACAAUGUAAACAUGGACGAGACUUUGGCCAAUCUUGGCAGCACCAUUGAAGAUUCUGAGAUUGAGGAAAAAUUACGCUCUGACCCGGCAUAUGUUGCUUACUAUUGCUCCCAUGUUAAUCUUAACCCGAGGCUCCCUCCACCUCUCAUUUCAAGGGAAAACCUGCGCCUGGUAAGCCAUAUUGGUGGCCUUGGAAAUAGUCGGAGAUUAACUUCCUUUGAUGACAGCGGCAAUGAAUCUUUGCAUCUGCCUAGAGUUUCCCUGUUUACUCAUAAUGAGGAGCCUGAAGAUGAAAAAUCACUCUCACAAAAUAUUGAAUUCGGGAUAGAAAGUAGUAUUCAUAUGCCCAUACACAAUGCGGUUUCUUCAGCAGGUCGUCACAAGAGUCUGGUUGAUUUAAUACAGGAAGAUUUCCCUCGCACGCCUUCUCCUGUCUAUAAUCAGACUCGUUCGUUGAGCCAUGUGAACGAGCAAUCAAUAGAUCGUGAUGUCCAUGGAAUUGCACUGGAUGUUUCUUCUAUUAAUAUUACCGAAGCAUCAAAAUCGAAUUCAGGCUCCAUUGAUGUAAAUGCUGAGACUUCUAAACUGAAUGCACAGGAUAUUGGGUUGAUAUCCAACGGUGAGACUUUACAUACUCCUUUUGCAAGUUCACCAAAUGUUGGAGAGAAAUUAUCGACUAUACAUGAAGAUGCAAGGGCGAAUAAAGAAAUAAAUGUAGGAAAUGAGGCGUCCAUUAAUGGGUUGGAUAUUUCUGGAGCGGAUGAGAGUAAUGUUAAGAACGCAGAAGAACAUGCCUAUAGGAGGAGCACUCCUUUGCAGCCUGCAUCCAUACUAAAUGGCGCUCAGCAUCGUGGUCCAGUUGUUCAUGGACAGGGGAAUUAUCAACAUCCACAGGGCCGGAUGGAGAGAUUUGCUUUUGGGCACCCUAGGUCCGCUCUUGUUGAGGCACAGUCAACGAUGCACUCACCUGGGCUCGCACCUCCGUUAUAUACGGCAGCAUCCUAUAUUAAUUCCAAUACAUUUUAUCCUAAUCUUCAGAUGCCAGGUAUGUUUGCUCCACAGUAUAAUAUGGGUGGGUAUGCUCUGGGUUCUGCAGUUCUUCCUCCAUAUAUGGCUACAUUCUCUCCGCAUAGUGGCUUUUCCAUGUCGGCUCCAGCCUUAAAUGGUCGAACAAGUGGGGUGUCUACUGGACAAGGAAUCUCAAAUGUGGGCGAUGCACCGCAUAUGAACAAGAUGUAUGGACAAUAUGGUUUGACAUUUCAACCACCCUUUGUGGAUCCUCUCCAAAUGUCUUAUUUUCAUCAUCCUAUUGAAGAUGCUUACGGUGCUCCAUCGCACUUUGGUCAUUUGUCUAGAGGUGGUGUUGGGGGUUCUAUGGAUUCAUUUGCAUCUCAAAAUGACGUAGCCUUUGCUACGCAUAUAGCAGAUCAGAAGCUAGAGUUUCAAGCUAAUGGGAGUUUGAACAUUCCAAGUCCUAGAAGCAGCAAUUACUAUGGAAGCCCCAGAAGCGUUGUUGCAAUAUCACAGUUUCCAGGCUCACCUCUUGCAAGUCCAAUCUUGCCAUCAUCUCCAAUUGGUGGAAUGAGCCACCUGGGUCGGCGAAAUGACUUGAGAUUUUCUCAGGGUUCCAGUAGAAAUGGAGGGAUAUAUUCUGGAUGGCAAGGUCAGAGAGGAGUAAAUGGCUUUGAUGAUGCUAAAAGAAAUACAUUUCUGGAAGAGCUAAAAUCCAGCAAUGCCAGGAAAUUCGACCUUUCUGAUAUUGUGGGACGAAUAGUUGAAUUCAGUGUGGAUCAACAUGGGAGUCGGUUCAUUCAGCAGAAACUAGAAAAUUGCAGUUUGGAAGACAAGGCAGCUGUUUUCAGUGAAGUUCUUCCUCAUGCUGCGAGAUUAAUGACUGAUGUUUUUGGGAACUAUGUUAUACAAAAGUUCUUUGAACAUGGUAGCCCCGGGCAGAGGAAGGAGCUUGCAGAUCAACUCACUGGACAGAUGUUGCAAUUAAGUUUGCAAAUGUAUGGAUGCCGCGUGAUUCAGAAGGCACUCGAGGUUAUUGAGCUUGACCAAAAAACGAUACUUGUUCAAGAGCUAGAUGGACAUGUUAUGAGAUGUGUACGAGACCAAAAUGGAAACCACGUAAUACAGAAGUGUAUCGAAUGUGUACCAACUGAAAGAAUUGGGUUCAUCAUAUCAGCAUUUCGUGGUCAAGUGGCCACUCUUUCAACUCAUCCCUAUGGCUGUCGUGUUAUCCAGAGAGUUUUGGAGCAUUGCUGUGACGAAGGGCAAAGCCAGUGUAUAGUGGAUGAGAUAUUGGAUUCAGCUUAUCUACUUGCUCAAGACCAGUAUGGCAAUUAUGUUACCCAGCAUGUUUUGGAGAGGGGGAAACCCCAAGAGAGAAGCCGAAUUAUCAGCAAGUUGACUGGUAACGUUGUCCCACUGAGUCAGCACAAAUAUGCAUCAAAUGUGGUUGAGAAGUGCUUAGAACACGGUGAUGCUGCUGAAAGGGAACUGUUAGUUGAGGAAAUCAUUGGACAAUCUGAGGAAAAUGACAAUCUGUUGGCAAUGAUGAAGGACCAGUAUGCAAAUUAUGUGGUUCAGAAGAUUCUUGAAGUUAGCAAUGAUAAGCAUCGGGAAAUUCUGCUUAGUCGGAUAAAGGUUCAUCUUCAUGCCUUGAAGAAAUAUACUUAUGGGAAGCACAUAGUUGCUCGAUUCGAGCAGCUAUCAGGCGAAGAUGGCCUAGCCUUGGAGCCAAGCAGUUCCUGAUGAAGCGUUCAAAACUUUGUUCCGCUCUAGGGUUCUGUACCCUUUGCGUGAAGAUAUCUGAAUGCAGGUUGGGCUUUGAAACUCGGGAGGUGGAUUGCGAGCGUGUUCUUUGCUAGAUGUUCCGGCAGAUGAACUUAUUGACGUAUAAGCCCAAAAGACAACCGAGGAACAAUUUAACGAGGAAAAGCAGAGUUCCAGGCUUUAGAAUGCUUUCGAUUGUUAUGGAUUGUAGGACUAACUGUAUUUAUGUGCAUAUGUACAUAGGUCAAAGCAUGGUGUGCUGUAAUUAGGAUUCGAAUAAUGGUACCACUUGGAAAUGGGUAAUUAUGAAGAAUCUCUCUUCAGGUGUAUAUAUUGGCAUAUAUGAUGAUUGUGCUUCUGGUA